AUGCUCUUCAACACUCUCUUUCUCGCUGUUUCCGUUUCUUUCGUCGCUUGCGAUGGAAUCAGCCACCAGCGCUACAUGAACAAUGCUAACAAUCAUAUCCAGACCGGCAUUGACUAUCAGAUGGGAAGACGAACGAACCCUAACAUGGGUUACUUCGGCAACGACCAAGCACGACUUGUCUACACCCAACCGAAUCCGAGAAGCCGCUUCGGAGCUGCCCGAUCCUCCCUCCGAAAUCGAAUGAAGUCUCACUACCGAAACCGAAUGUAUUAA
Oikopleura dioica is the source of this 273-nucleotide messenger RNA. Lineage: Eukaryota; Metazoa; Chordata; Appendicularia; Copelata; Oikopleuridae. The record is from the annotation of a GenBank genome assembly.